ACUUCCUGUCUCUAUCGACUCUCCAAAAAUGGCGGAUGUUUGUGGCCAAGUGUUAUUGGGAUCAGGGCUUACUGUGCUCUCACAUCCUUUGAUGUACAUUAAAGUCCUGAUCCAGGUCGGACAUGAGCCACUCCCUCCCACCCUGGGUAGGAAUUUAUUUGGAAGACAAGUCUACCAGCUACCUGGACUGUUUGCUUAUGCAAAACACAUCAUUGGGAUUGAUGGAAGAGCCGGUCUUUUCAAAGGACUUGGUCCGAGGCUUUGUGCAGGCACCAUUGGCACAGUCGUACACAGCAAAGUUGUGCAGAAAUGUCAAGAACAAGGAACCCCACAGAUACUGGGUGGGCAGCAGAAGGAGAAAGAGAGCUCUCUACAGCAGGUUGUUAAUGAGACAACCAGGGAGAUGGUUGCACGCUCCUGUGCCACCAUCGUCACACAUCCCUUCCACGUGAUCACUUUGCGAUGUAUGGUGCAGUUCAUUGGAAGAGAAACCAAAUACAGGCGUGUCUUUAUUUUUUUGUGUUUCCUUUUUCCUAGUGGGUUGAUUCCUCGUCUGCUGGGUGAUGUCCUUUCUCUGUGGAUCUGUAACCUGCUGGCUCACCUCAUCAACACAUACUCUUGUUCUGAACAGAUGAGUCACACAGGAGAAAUCAAGAACUGCUCUCAGGCGAUGACAGGCUUCUUUGCCAGUAUGCUCACCUAUCCUUUUGUUUUGGUGUCAAACAUAAUGGCUGUCAAUAACUGUGGGCUUGCUGGAGGCAGAGCUCCCUACGCGUUAAAAUAUCACACCUGGUUGGACUGCUGGAAGCAUCUUAGCAGAGAGGGCAACAUGAGCAGAGGCAACAGUUUAUUUUUCCGAAAGCUUCCAGCAGGAAAGACGUACGCAGUCGACCAGAAGAGAUUUUUCUAAAGCUUCAGGAGUGCUGAAAUGAACAUAGUUGUGAUAAUAAAACAAAAAUCCAAUAUUGCCUGAUUUGGGAAUUGGACUGUCAGCUUUUUGUAUGCAUUUGUUUGCCCUGAAUUAGUUUUUUUUCCUUAACAGCUGCCAGCUUAGGAACUGAACAGUUUUAGUUAACUGCAGAAAGAUUGUUUAAAUAAAAUGACAAAAAUAUUAGAGGGUAGAGCUGUAAGACAGUGACAUGUUUUUAAAAUAUGAACUGCCUUUCUACUUCCACAUUUACAAAAACUAAAGCUGGCGUAAUGAUUAUGUAAUUUUUCCCUUCAUGUUUUCUUUUUUGUUUUUUAUGCAUUUGGUAAUGUCUAAGAUUCGCCACGUUAAUGAUCAUGUGGGAUCUCUUUUCAUCUGGUAUUGUAUUGAUGUAAUUAUUCUGAAGGUGACCUCUGAGUGCAUGUGUAAAGGUAAUUGGGGGGGAGGACAAGUGGUGGUGGUGUUUCUGAAGUAUAUACACUGAGAGAUGUGGAGAGCGGUCUGGGUGGACACCUGAGGACUCUGAAAAAGUACUUUAGCUCCUGAUUGACCCAAAUAAAAGGAAAAAAAUGUCUUUCCUGUAAAA
This is a messenger RNA of Neolamprologus brichardi, 1514 nucleotides long. The record is from RefSeq and is a predicted model, not a curated record. NCBI's taxonomy places the organism in Eukaryota, Metazoa, Chordata, Actinopteri, Cichliformes, Cichlidae.